GUAGAAGUAUCCGAUGUAGUGUACGUGCUGUAGUGUGUCGUGGGUGUUGCUUGUUUGACACGUUUCAACAAGACGACUUCUGGCGGUCAACAUCCAUCCACGGCCUUCGAUGUCACCUGACCCACUGAGCACCUGGGGGAUCACCUCGGCCAACCCCAACCAGAAACCUGUCUUGCUGCAAGAGGGGGCUGCAGUGACUCAAGACAUUAUUCAGAGACAAAUCUGCUCAGUUGGACUGCAAAACCAAUCUUUUCAUGCAUUGGCAGAGAUGACUCCAGGUCUUGGUUCGCUCUCUCCGUUUGUCUGUUCAGUUGUGGAUGAUAACCUGACGUUGGACUAGACGAAGCCCCCUGAGUCUUUAGGAAGGCCUGCCAAACCUUGCGGUCCUCGAUGAUCAGAGACCACGGUAACAGAAUGCUGUGGAGCCGGAACACGUGGACGACCAUGAGGUUGGCAUUCUGGAGGGCAGACGGAAGUUUAUCCAUGGGGGCGAAGUGAGCCAUCUUAGAAAAUCUGUCGACGAUAGUCGUACUUGCGGAUGGAGGUAAGUCGGUGACGAAGUCAACAGCAUUGUGGGACCAUGGGAAGAAGCAGCAGUUCAGGACCAGCGGGAGGACGGUGGGAGGACUUGGAUCUCCAACACGGCCCUCUCCACGUCCCAACAGGCCGCUCUGAUGGUGCAGGAGCUGGGGAGGAUAGUGUCAGGCGUCUCUCCUGUAGAGGGGUGCUCAUGAAGCCGUGAGAGAGCAUCAGGUUUCAUGCUGCGACUCCCUCUUCUGUAAGUUACCGCAAAUCAGAAUCUUCCAAGGAACAGGGCCCACUGGCCCUCUGGAGGUAAGUGAGGUUUUUAUGUGGGGGAGCACCAUGAAAGGACCCUCUGCCCCUGCCACUGCCCCUGCUCAUCUGUCCGGUUCGUCGUCAAUCCUUCUGGUCAUUUCUCAGCCAAUUGUGAAGGUAAGCUGUCAUGUGGGGAAAUGUUUUGGUUGAAACCAGCAAAGGUGGGGACUACUUUCAUUCAGAUUAACGCUUAAGCUAUUGUGCUAAAAAUGUGUUAAAGGGUCCCGGUUGUGUUUUUUUGUAUUCAAAUCUCACAUACAGUAAUCAUAUGUAAAAUUUCGAAAGUGGCAGCGAUCCUCAAAAGUGGUCUGAGAAUUACGUCUCACUCUGGGGGUCGUGUUGGUCGUGGGAUCUACUUUGCAUCUGAAUUCACAUCAUUGGCAGCUUAUGGGGCGUCAGCAGGCCACUCUCCAAAUAAUACCUGCAUGAUGUUUCUGUGUGGGGUCGCCCUAGGUAGAGAAUACACCAUCACCGAACCUGACUUUACCUUCAAUCAGGCGCCUCCCCAUUACGACAGCGUGGUGGCACGAGGACGACAGGAGCCAGGUGCUAUGAACUUCUUUACUAUUUCUUUUGGUUAGUGUGCUUGAUUUGUCCUGGGCCUCCGUAUCAGCUGGAGCGGUAAUAUGCACUUUCCGGUGACAACUCUUGAUGUCUGACACGUUUACCAUUUUCAUUUACAAAAAGACGUGUAUUGAACACACAGAUAAUAAAGUAUAUGAUAUUAAAGCAAGUACAUUAGCUACCUCCUUAGCCACAGCGUGUGUUUUGAAAGCUUUUGAUGAACAUAAACAUAAAUCAUGUGCUCGCCUGCAGUUUAAAGUGAAAAUGCUUUGCUGUUUGUGCAUUCAAUGUAAAACUUGCUGUUAAUAGUUUUGCAAAAUGACAUCUGAAAAGUGACAUCACUGGGAUGCAGCAAACAGUGAACAAACUUCUGAAUGUUUCAUUUGCGUUGUUGUGUAUGUAUUAGUAUUAAACAUAACAGAUGAAAGAAAAUUGCAGCUUAAGCUUAGGCUCAGCCAUUUGUUUUGGAUGGUUAGGUUUAGGAGGUCACCGCAAAGAUAGCGAAACAAACGCGCGUGUGAGACAUCACAGCCAACAGUGAUGACCGAUAAGCAAAUACAGUUUACCGGUAGUUCAGGUCAUAACAUCAUGAAUCAUAAUUCAUGAUCAUGGAUCUAAUGAUGAUCGAAGUCAUGACUGAAAACUGAGUCAAAUACAUUCAUACGUCUUAGUUUCUCUGUUACUACUACUAUUGAGAAAUUCAUGCAAUAAAAAUAUGUUCACAAUCACGAUCAUGAUCUGCCUUUCACACAGCGCCCUCUGUCUCGAGACAAAGAGCGUUUGGCUCCGUGAACACAAGCCAGUCGGGUUUUGGCCACGGACAUGAUCCCGGCUGCAGAGCUGCACCUUGUCUCGGGAAACGCUCCACGGGGGAUGAGCUUCUGGCCUCAGGCGACUUGGUGCGAGACACCAGAAACUCAACACAAACAUGAUAGAUUUAAAGGGUAUGAUCGCGGUCUGGGCAGACAACAUUGUUCAAAAACAACUUUGCAAACUCCCUGAACACUGAGAUGUGCAGCCCGGAGCUGCAGGAGAGAGGCCUCGCGAUAUGUGCGGGUGUUUUUACCUUUAUUAGACUGAUAAACACCUGAUUGUAUUGACAGAGAGAUUUGCUUAGAUGAAUCAUGCUGCGCUCUACAGUAACUGUUUUCACUGCUGUGGUCUCACAACUGUCUGCAUGAGGACAGUGAAGAGGAAAGACGCUGGUUUUCCCCAAGUUACUGAAGAUCACCAGACUAUUCAUUGAUCAGUUCUGACGUUGGACUUCACUCACCAAAAUCUUCUCGAUCAUCAGUAUUCUCUCUCACUGUGUUAACCCGUGGUUCCCAUAACAGAAAAGGUUCCUAUGUACAAAAGCAGCUAUUGUAGAAGUAAGCUUUCAUAAAGCUGCUUACACAAGCCACUGGAGACUAGUGAAUUGGAUGGAAUUGGGUCAGUCAGACUGAGUUUGCAAAGGCCACGUUUUAAAUGUAGCGUCAUGGAAAUGUCACUUCAGAUCCGGCUCAGGACGUCUCCAUCACGCUGGACAAUAAGGAUGUCGUGGUUAUUUGUUAACCUUCUCUAACCAAAAAUCAAAGACCUGCAUUUAGUCUCCGACACCUCCUCCACUCCAACACCAUGGUUGACUGUUCAUCUAUUAAAUGAGAAACAAGAACAACAGCAUGCCUUUGCAAAUAUCUCAUCACCUUGACAUAUUCCUCUUUGAAAGUUUUGGCUAGAUUUGUGUGGUUGCAAUACACGUGUCAGGGUCCUGGCUCAGAGCAGCGCUGCAGACGUGUUGUCAUCUGGUCGCGUAAAGCAUCCAGUGAAAAUCUUAGCUGGCUUUGCCUCACAAUCUUCUCAACCUUGUCAAAUAUAUAAGCCCAUACAGUGUAGUACAGUGAUGGACAUGCCGUCCUGCACGGCAGCAACAGGUGGUCACUAGGACCCAGGAGGGACGGAGCUCUGGAUGAGACAGUGUCCGUCUGUUUUGAAGAAGACAAUCAGAGGCAACACAAUGUGUGACAGUCACGGACGCACACGGCACGAGACACAGAUGACAGUGUUGGCAGAGGAGCGCGGCGAGGAAGGACGCGGCUUCUGCACUCAGUGAGAAACACCAGUUUUUUAAAAAAAGACAGCCUCGGCUGGAGAAAGGCAUCAGGAGUUCCUCAUGGAUCUGGACUUGAGUCACUGAUUUUUUUUUCACUUCUGUUUUCUAAAUAUGACGGACUCUACUGGAAACUGUCUCAAAACUUCACAAGCUGAUGAAAACUGUUGGAUAUGAAGUUGGCCACAAGUGAGGAUCCUUGGCUGCCCAGAAAUGACGGCUUCUGACAAUGGCUGAGGAGUUUGGCCCCAUGAUUUCACCGGUGCCAAAUCUCACCUCCGUCCCGCCGACUGUCCCUGCGGACGUGGGUGUGGUCACCAGCUCCCAGUCCCAACUCAAAGAUCUCGUGGGGUUGUUCUGCAUGGUGACCCUGAACCUCAUCGCGUUGUUGGCCAACGCGGGCGUGAUGGUGGCCAUCGCUCGCGCACCUCACAUGAAGAGGUUUGCCUUUGUCUGCCACCUCUGCGCCGUGGACCUGCUGUGCGCCAUCCUCCUCAUGCCGCUGGGGAUCAUCUCCAGCUCUCCGUUCUUCGGGACCGUGGCGUUUACGGUUCUGGAGUGCCAGGUUUACAUUUUCGUGAAUGUUUUCCUCAUCUGCCUGUCCAUCCUGACCAUCACAGCCAUCAGCGUGGAGCGAUACUUUUACAUCGUGCAUCCCAUGAGGUAUGAAGUCCGGAUGACCAUCAACCUGGCCAUCGGGGCGAUGGUCCUGAUUUGGUUGAAGUCGCUCCUCUUGGCUCUGGUCACGCUGUUUGGCUGGCCGGCGUAUGGUCCUCAGAGCUCCAUCGCUGCGAGUCACUGCUCCCUCCACGCCAGUCACAGCCGCCUCAGGAGAGAGUUUGCCGUGCUCUUCAGCGUGGUGUGUUUCCUGGUUCCUGCAGGGGUCAUAUUUGCCGUCUACUGUGCCGUGUACAGGGUGGCUCGCUCCGCAGCCCUGCAGCAGGUCCCUGCUGUGCAGGCCUCAGCUAAGGACCGCAGUGACUCUGUGCAAAGCAACACUAGCCAAACAGUUCCACAAAGACUGUCCCCUGAAAGGACCUUUGGCGGGGGCAAGGCAGCGCUCACCCUGGUCUUCAUCGUCGGCCAGUUCAUGGUGUGUUGGUUGCCCUACUUCGUCUUCCAUCUGCAAAUGUCUCUGACUGGCUCCAUGCAGAGCCCCGGGGAUUUGGAGGAGGCAGUGAACUGGUUGGCCUUUUCCUCUUUCGCAGUCAACCCCUUCUUCUACGGCCUGCUGAACCGACAGAUUCGAGAUGAGCUCGUGAAGUUCCGCCGCUGCUGCGUGACUCAGCCGCUGGAGAUUGGGGCGUCCAGCCAUGAGGGUUCCCUGCAGGAGAACUUCCUACAGUUCAUCCAGAGAACCACCGGCUCCAGCCCCAGGAACACUCUGGACCACCGAGCUAAGAUCCCGGGCCAAAUAUCCGAGGAACACGACCUGAGGUGUAGCUGAGACCUCCUCACCCAAGAUCGAGUCAAGACUAGGGACCAGGAUCAGAUCAUUUCAAGAUCGGGAGUUUGAGGACUGGAGGCUGAGUCAAGGCCCAACAGGGACGAAACCAAACCUAUUUGUCAGACAGAACACCACUGAAAUAAGUCAACUCAGUGCCGACCCACAUUAUUAAUACUUUCCAUUUUCAUUUAGUGUAGAAUGUUUGUCUUUUUCAACUUCAGUUUUAAAGUGGAUUGGCUUGUUUUAAUAUGUUUCAGUUUUGUUUUUGUCAUUUUUUCCUUCCAUAUGGGUUGUUGGAACCAGAUUGAAAUAGGUCACAAAAAUAGUGCUAAAGAAAUAAGAACUCAACAAACUUGCCCACCGUCGCGUUAGGCAGCGUUGUAAGGUCAGUUUGUCAACUCAGCCACGCCAAAAUCAAUAGAUUCUAAAUCAUCUCAAAAUGCUUCUCUGUGAAGAAAAUAAAGACGAAAACUUGGUUUUUACCUUGUUUUGAUUAGUUUUGUAAACAGACAAUGCAGUUCCAGUUAGUUAUCGUUGAAAAGAAUAACCUUGGUUCCAACCCCCAACAGUGUGAAAUACAGAUAUCUGUUUGAGAUUUACUCUUGGAAUUAAACAAGGUUCAGUACAUGGGGUACGAAGGUAAGCAUUCAGCUGAUGGGUUUUCAGAAACACAAUACGCACUACUUAGAUGGCUCUCACGCACUGCAGCAUCAGUCUGUGGUAACAAGUGUUGAAUUCAUUCUCGUAUUUUGGAUCACAAGGUCACAAAGGUGCAAUACCCCAGAAAACCUUUGUGAUAUUUCACUUGUCUCUGUGGAAUAUCAUUUUUAUUGCAUUCAAAAUUCAGUCACGUGAUCUAGAAUACAGCGCAGUCACUUAUAUUUAUGUUUAAAAGUGCAGUUGUCAUCAAUAAAUUGUAACAAUGUAUCAGAACGUUUUGGGUUUUUUUUACAUAAAAAAAAACGUGACCUACAUUUAUUAAAAUUCCUGACCAUAUUUACUCAGAGGUAUAAACCUUUGGCUGCGACCAUUGUGGGACUUGCUGUAUGAGAGGUGGGAGGGACGUUUCAUCUGUCAUCAUGCGUUUAUCUGGUCUGCGGCAGGUUAGACAGAGUCGCUGGUGACAUGUCAGUGAGUGAUCCCGCCUGCGUCUCAUGUGCAGCUCACAGGCUGAAUGCCCUGCUCGUCGGUCACCUUGGAUAUUGAUUGAGCCUGUGAGUCACAUAGCAACAAGGGCUACUUAACUGGCCUUGACUCAGACAGCCUGGUCCGAUAAUGUGUGAGAUGAAUACACAGCAAGAGUGUUUGUAACACGAU
Messenger RNA from Synchiropus splendidus (mandarinfish), 6254 nucleotides. RefSeq names its product G protein-coupled receptor 61-like (gene gpr61l). Gene Ontology annotation, molecular function: G protein-coupled receptor activity. Bases 3720 to 4937 code for a protein of 405 amino acids. Lineage: Eukaryota; Metazoa; Chordata; Actinopteri; Syngnathiformes; Callionymidae. The transcript is spliced from 4 exons. The record is from RefSeq and is a predicted model, not a curated record. Gene Ontology annotation, biological process: G protein-coupled receptor signaling pathway. Gene Ontology annotation, cellular component: endosome; signaling receptor complex; plasma membrane.